This is a messenger RNA of Salvia splendens (bonfire salvia), 2615 nucleotides long. RefSeq names its product serine/threonine-protein kinase WNK8. The transcript has 9 exons. The coding region runs from base 369 to 2390 and encodes 673 amino acids. Lineage: Eukaryota; Viridiplantae; Streptophyta; Magnoliopsida; Lamiales; Lamiaceae. Gene Ontology annotation, molecular function: ATP binding; protein serine/threonine kinase activity. Gene Ontology annotation, biological process: protein phosphorylation. The record is from RefSeq and is a predicted model, not a curated record.
CCGCCUCACCAUUGCAUGUUCCGCCCAUAUUUCCGCCAUCAGAUUCAUAUAAAUAAUCUCCAUCAAAUCAAAGCUUACUUUUCUCCUCAUUCCUCUUUCACCAUUGAUUCUUUAAAAAUGGUUAUUCCCCCCUUUCUUUGGCACAAUUACUGAGAAACGAAAAAUCAGCGACAUCGAUCCCAAUCACGAUCCGCAGCAAUGCUACAGCAGAUUCAUCGUUUUUGCCAAAUGGAAUCAGCUGGCGCCCCCAUACGUUACUUAACUCCGUCGCCCUACCGCGAGGGCUCAUUCCGAUUUCUUUAGCGUCACCAUCCCACGCCUCUCGAUUCAAUUCAUCCGCAUUUCUUAACUCUCCAUGCCGAUAAGAAAUGUCGAUCCCGAUUCGCGGGCGCUCCAUCGCCCGAAUGGGCUCAGGUACGGGCUUGCGAACGGGCUCUGGAUUGGGAUCUCCGCGCCCAAUCCACACCGGAACUGGGAAUGUGGAAACCCUAGGUAUUUCUCCCUCACUGAGUUCUGCCCGUCUCACCGAGGCUGCUUACCGAGAGUCCGAUUUCGUUGAGAGAUGCACCAAGAGUCGAUAUGCUCGGUAUGAUGAAGUUUUAGGCAAGGGUGCAUUCAAGACUGUAUACAAGGCUUUUGACCAACUUGAUGGAAUAGAAGUAGCUUGGAACCGAGUGAAAAUAACUGACAUGCUGCAGUCACCUGAAGAUAUGGAAAAAUUGUACUCUGAGGUUCAUCUUCUUCGGAACAUGAAACAUGUCAACAUUAUAAAGUUAUAUGAUGCGUGGAUUGAUGACAAGAAGAAGACUAUUAACAUGAUCACUGAGCUCUUCACAUCUGGGAGCCUGAGGCAAUACCGGAAGAGGCACAGAAGUGUUAACAUGAAGGCUAUCAAGAAUUGGGCAAGGCAGAUUCUCCGAGGCCUAGACUACCUUCACAGCCAAAACCCACCUGUUAUUCAUAGGGAUUUGAAAUGUGACAAUAUAUUUGUCAAUGGAAACCAAGGAGAAGUUAAGAUAGGAGAUCUUGGUCUGGCAACCAUCAUGCAACAGCCAACAGCUAAAAGUGUAAUUGGAACACCGGAGUUUAUGGCUCCAGAGCUGUAUGAAGAAGAAUAUAACGAACUAGUCGACAUAUAUUCCUUUGGAAUGUGCUUGUUGGAAAUGGUCAGUAUGGAGUAUCCUUACUCGGAGUGUAGAAAUCCAGCUCAAAUAUAUAAGAAGGUCACAUCUGGCAUCUUACCUGCUGCUCUUGGAAGAGUUGCGUCUCCAGAGGUGAAAGAAUUUAUCCAAAGAUGCCUGGUUCCGGCUCCUCAGAGGUUGUCUGCUAAGGAACUGCUCAAAGAUCCAUUCCUUCAAGUUGAGCUAUCUGGAGAACCCAUUCGUUAUUCUUUGACUGUACCUGAUAUGAUCCCCAGAUCUGUCACUUCUUUGAACUACGGACCUCAAGUUAUGGAUAUAGACCCUGAAUAUAACCAGUUUGUGUCUGCAGAGUACAAUUUCGGGACUCCUCCUAACUCUGUGGUGGAAUUUAAACGGACUCAUCAUAACAAUGAGUUCAGAUUGAGGGGAAACAAGAUCAAUGAAAACUCAAUCUCACUUACCUUGCGAAUUGCUGAUAAGGGAGGCCGAGUCAGAAACAUACACUUCCAGUUCUACCUUGACGCCGACACUGCCCUUGCUGUUGCAGCUGAAAUGGUUGAGCAGCUAGAUUUAGCCGAUCAUGAUGUAGCUUUCAUUGCUGAGUUCAUUGAUUACUUGAUAUCGAGGAUCUUGCCGGACUGGAAACCUUCUUCAGAUUACUCUGCCAGCCGUGAUAAAUUUGGUAGUGGCCUAACCUUUGUGUCAGACUUAUGGGAGGGUGAACCAAUGAGCAAGCAAGGAAAUUCCUCCUACUUUCAGAUUGAUCGUCAGAAUUUUUUCCCAGCCCCCAAUUCGCACAAACAGGCAAAUUCAGUGUCCAGCAAUCAUGGAGGAAGCAAAUUAUCAAUGGGGUCAGCAAAUUCUGGGACCAUUGGAGACUAUUCCUCAUUGAAGAAUCAAACGCCAAAGGGAUCUUUUGGGUCAGCCUCUGACAUGGAGUUCAGAGAUCACCACUCUGGCGAGAGUCGAAUUAACGGGAUGGGAAUUGGGUGGCCAUCGAUGGACCGUUUGACAGAAAACUCAGACUCCAGUUACCCUGAUCAGAAAGUUUCCAAAACCGGGAGCUUUACGAGCUGUUAUUCGACACUGAAUUUGAUCGAGAGAGACUCUGAUUUUGAUCUCAAGUCAGAACUCGAUACAAUCGAGGCACAGUAUCAGCACUGGCUUCAAGAACUCCCUAGGAUGAAGCGAGAAGCAAUAGAGGCCGCCAAGAGUCGAUGGAUGGUGAAAAAGAAAGAUGUUCAUUGAUAGAGCUUGCUUCAACUCCAACAAAAAUAACAAGUUUGUUUUCUUGUUUUGAUUCCGUAUUGGGUCGUCGUCAUGUGUAUUUCGAAACAUCCUUGAUUGGAUGUGGCCUGCUUCCUUGUGCGGAUUUUUUACCCCUUCGACCCCUCUAGUUUUUCAAAGAGGGGUGAAGACUGAUUAUACAAGUUUUUAUUUUGAACCUGUAUAAAGAUGUUUCAUAGUUUUUUC